UAAAGAUGGCUUUUAUUAAAGAGGAGAACGAAGACCUUAAGAUUGAUAAAACAUUCAGUGUGAAACAUGAAGAUACUGAGGAACAAACAGACAUGAUGACGCUGAAGAAUGGUCAAGAACUGAAUGAAACAGAAGAAAAAGAUCAGUAUGAGAAACAUCAAGUUUUCAUGAUUAGACAAAAAACAUUUAGUUGCUCACAGAUAGAAAAUAAUUUGUCUCAAAAACCUGUUCAAAAGCCAGCAACUAGAAAUUAUUUCACCUGCCAACAGUGUGGAAAGAGUUUCAAUCAAAAUAGAAAUCUGAAAGUCCACAUGAAAAUUCACUCUGGAGAGAAGCCUUUUGCCUGCCAACAGUGUGGAAAAAGCUUUACAAAAAAAGGAAGCCUUAAUGUCCACAUGAGAAUUCACACUGGAGAGAAGCCUUUUGCCUGCCAACAGUGUGGACAAAGUUUCAUUCGAAAAGCAAGUCUUAAAUGCCACAUGAUAAUUCACACUGGAGAGAAGCCAAUCACAUGCCCACAAUGUAGACAGAGUUUUACACAAAAAUCAACCCUUCAUUGUCACAUGAGAAUUCACUCUGGAGAAAAGCCAUUCGUAUGUGGUCAAUGUGGUGUGAGUUUCAGAUUUGGAGCAUCCCUUAAUCGCCAUAUAAGAAUUCACUCAAGAGAAAACAGUUUUAUAUGUCAUCAGUGUGGAAGGAGUUUCACAGACAAGAAACACCUUAAGAAUCAUGUAAAAAUUCACAUCGGAGAGAAGCCUUUCAUGUGCCAUCACUGUGGAAAGACUUCCAAACAAAAAACAACCUUUGAGAAUCACAUGAGAACUCACACUGGAGAGAAGCCUUUCACAUGCCCUCAGUGUGGAAAAGGUUUUGCACUUAAAGGAACCCUUGAGAUUCAUAUUAGGAUUCACACUGGAGAAAAGCCUUUCACGUGCCCUCAGUGUAAGAGGUGUUUCACAUAUCGAAAAGACCUGAAACGUCAUUUGCAAACCCAUUCUGAAAUUAAAUCACAAAGUUCUGGAGUGUGGCAAGAGGUUUACGAAAAGGAAAAAGAAUAA
Rhinichthys klamathensis goyatoka is the source of this 1058-nucleotide messenger RNA. RefSeq names its product gastrula zinc finger protein XlCGF8.2DB-like. NCBI's taxonomy places the organism in Eukaryota, Metazoa, Chordata, Actinopteri, Cypriniformes, Leuciscidae. The transcript is spliced from 2 exons. Gene Ontology annotation, biological process: regulation of transcription by RNA polymerase II. Gene Ontology annotation, molecular function: RNA polymerase II cis-regulatory region sequence-specific DNA binding; DNA-binding transcription factor activity. The record is from RefSeq and is a predicted model, not a curated record. The coding region runs from base 6 to 1058 and encodes 350 amino acids.